Messenger RNA from Malania oleifera, 945 nucleotides. RefSeq lists its product as uncharacterized. The transcript has 2 exons. NCBI's taxonomy places the organism in Eukaryota, Viridiplantae, Streptophyta, Magnoliopsida, Santalales, Ximeniaceae. The record is from RefSeq and is a predicted model, not a curated record. The coding region runs from base 1 to 945 and encodes 314 amino acids.
AUGACACUUCCAGUGACUGAUCAAGAGAUAAAAGAUGCAGUGUUUAGUAUUGGUGACCUCAAAUCCUUGGGUCCUGAUGGCUUCUCUAUUUGUUUAUGGGAUAUUAUUGGGAAUGAGUUCUCUUUGGCUAUUAAAGAGUUCUUUGAAUCUGGAAGAAUUAAGCCAUGCCUUGAGGAUAUUGUAAGCCAUGCACAAUCAGCUUUUGUUAAGCAGAGAAGUAUGAUUGAGAAUAUCUACUUAGUACAGGAAAUAGUAAGGAAAUAUGCAAGAAAUAGAGUUUCACCUAGAUGCUUGUUACAGAUUGAUCUCAAGAAAGCAUAUGAUUCUAUGUCAUGGAAAUUCAUAAAGGAGACGCUGGAGCAGCUAAAAUUUCCAAGGACUAUGGUGAAGUGGGUAAUGCAAUGUGUGUCCACCCCUACUUUCUCCUUAUUUGUCAAUGGAGGUUAUCAUGGUUUCGUUGAGGGGAGGAAAGGCUUAAGACAAGAAGACCCUAUUUCCCCUCUACUGAUAGGAAUGAAGUACCUUUCUAGACUUCUUAUUGGUCUGGAAAAUAAUGCUAACUACAGAUUCCACCCCAGAUGUGAAAUGCUAAAGCUAUCACACCUUGCUUUCGCCAAUGAUCUAAUUUUUUUCUCUAGGGGUGACUCAAACUCAGUUAAGCAGCUACUGGAUUGCCUUGGAAAAUUUUCGAACUGCUCAGGUUUAAUAGCUAAUAACCUGAAGUCAAACUUUUUGUAUGCUGGAAUCAAAGUAGUAGAGUUGGAACAUAUUAGAUGUCUAACAGAAUUUCAGGAGGGGAACUUUCCUUUCAAGCAUUUGGGAAUUCCAUUGGCUGCUUCUAGGCUUAAUAAAAUGCAUUAUGCCCCUCUAAUCAACAAGAUUUUCGACUCCUCAGUGGUUGGCCGAAUCACACAAUCUCAUAUGCAGGAAAAUUGGAACUUAUAA